Messenger RNA from Anopheles nili, 1392 nucleotides. RefSeq names its product protein anachronism. The transcript is spliced from 6 exons. Bases 1 to 1392 code for a protein of 463 amino acids. The record is from RefSeq and is a predicted model, not a curated record. NCBI's taxonomy places the organism in Eukaryota, Metazoa, Arthropoda, Insecta, Diptera, Culicidae.
AUGAAGACACUCGUGCUCUUAGCCCUGCUGGUGGGCCUGGUGAGUCUGGGGCGACCCGUUCGAGGUGCUCCGUUCAAUAUACGCGACCCAGUGGAGGAAGGCAUCGCGAUACCAGAAUCAAAGAUGAUCGACUUCGAGAACCUGACCGAAAGCGAGCGCGAGCAGUUUCUGCGUGAGAACGUCAACAUCACCGCGCUGAAGAUCACACAGCAGCGGCUGCGAGUGCAGCAGAACAUGAACCGCACCAGCGGCCCGAUGGCCAUCACCCAAAGCACCACCGACCGGAACGUGUCCGAUCGGGUGAAAACUAGAAAGGAAUACGCCGAGCACAUCAUGAGCAACAUUAAGCACAACAUCGAGAGUAACCUGAUGCGCAACGAUAGUUUGGGCCAUCUGCCGGCUACACAUGAGAUGGCAUUUUCGGAAACGUGUGAGGUACCGAAGAACACCAACGCCAGCCAGUGGAAUGAGGGCAACACGUGGGAUUUGUACUUCCGGCUGCAUCACAACAAGCCAUACAGCUCGGUUCACUCGGCCGUCCUCAGACUGUACAUGAACGGCAUGAACGCGACUGGAGGACGCAACCAGGGCGAGUCGGGAAAUUGCAAGAACCCAGCUGAACAGAUGAUCCGCAUCACCGUCUCGGUGUACGUUCGGAAGCACCGCAAAGAUAACGCGGCACCGGAACGCAAGAAGCGCAUCUGCAGCAGCAUCACGAUCACGCAAUCGUACCGGGGCUGGAUCUCGAUGGACACGCUGCUGGCGGUGAAGCUGUGGGAUAAACCGAGCCGCAACAAUGGCAUCGCGAUCGACGUCGAGGAUCAGGAGGACCGACCGCUCAGGGCGGCCGACUACUUUCAGCCGGCCGACUGUUCGGAGGCAAGUAAAACCAAUGCAGCAACCGCACUUCCAUGGAACUUUUUCCGAAAUUCAUUUUCAUGGUCCUCUGAUGAAAUGGACAAUGUGCCACACAACCCGCGAAUAGAUAUCGCCGUGCAGCAACCUUCGCUUAUCAACCAUCGUCUGCUUCGCUACAAGCCACACUACGGGUACAAUCUGCACUACCAGUUGGCCCGCGGUAUCGCCACCAGCAGUUCGGGAAACUCGUACGAGCAUGACGACGUGGACACCAAGGGCCAUCAGCAGCACCACGGCCAUCAACUGCACCAUCUGCAUCAUCUUCACCACAAGCGGCACCAACAACAGCAGCAGCAGCACCAGCAGUACUAUCAACAGCACCCAGUGGCCAUCAACAAGUCGCAGAAGAUGCGUCGCCAUCUGAACCACCGCCACUCGAGUGAUGGUGUUGAGAGUGAGGAAAACCAGUCCGUUUCCUCGUCGGGUGCGCACGAUUCAGCAGCAUCCUUGUCCAGUGAGGACGGUACGCUAUGA